Molecule: messenger RNA, 8105 nt
Organism: Prorocentrum cordatum
Lineage: Eukaryota; Dinophyceae; Prorocentrales; Prorocentraceae
Source: the annotation of a GenBank genome assembly
UCAAGACCAGAGGCUGCAUCGCCUGCCCCUCGUCUUACGUUCCGGACCCCCCCGGCGAAACUGCCGCCGAGGCCGCCAUGGGCGGCUGGCAGCAAGUCGACAAAUUGGUCCGCAAAAACUUUUUGCUCAAGGCGCGGCGCCCUCGAUCGACAUGCUUCGAGCUCGUCAUGCCCAUCAUCCUGUUCGGGAUCCUCGUACUGCUGAGGCGCACGUACAACGGCGAGAUCGAGACCUUCCCCGCCACAUUCUAUCCCCGGGGGGUCGUACAUCUUCCCACUGUCCCAGGACCUCGUCAAUGGGCGGCUAGGUGACACGCUCGGCUUCGGUGCGGGCCUUGGACUGCAACCAUCGGAGGGUGGCCAGGGCUUCGGCGGCCGCCUCGUGGCCUCCGCGCUCUGCAACGGCACCGUGAGGCAGAUGGCAACGGAGUGGCUGGAGGCACAGCUGGACAGGAAGGUCAUUGGCAACGUGACCCUGGCGGAGCAGCUGCAGCAGCUGGACGCUGCCGAGGAGGCAGAACGCGUGCGCGGGUGGCUUGUGAGUGCCCAGAGUUGCGACGUCGCGAACGUCACCGGGGAGCUCGAGAAGGCCCGGCAGGGCUACCUCGACUCCGCGUUGAGGAGGAUGCUCGAGGGUAAUGCCUCUCGCCUCGACUCCGAGCUCGCCAGGCAAGUCCAGGAGUUCCGCUCGCAGCUCAGUGGCGAGCUCUCCCAGCUCUGGGACUACCUCCAAGGCGAGGGCAGUAGCGCGAGCGGCUGGCUGGUCGAGUACGUUGAGCGCAAUUUGAACGACACCUGUCACUUGCAAGGGCCUCUCUGGAAUCACUCCUGCAAUACCAGCGAGCUCGCCAGCAACCUGCAGCUCGCGAGCGUGGCCAUGGAGCACUUCCAGGGGUGGAUCGAGAACGUCACCGGCAUCGAGGUCUCCUGGCUGGACUGGUUCGGGAACCUCUCCGCCAUCGAGGCCGAGACCUCUUGGCUCCGCAACCUCACGCUUGCGGGCGCUUGGAGCCUGGGCCAGCUGGAUCGCGAGGCCCUCCAGGAGCUCGCCGACCAGGCGAAGUCCUACAUCGCGGAGGUGGCCGCCCAGGUGGAGGGCUACCUCAACAAUGCCAGCACGGGCGGCGAAUACGCGUACCAGCUACCGAUUGGCGCCUUCGCACAGGCGGACAGGAUCGUCUUGUGGACCUCGCACUUUCUGAAGCCGGCCUCAGCCAGCUUAGAGUUCUUGGAGGAGGUCCAGGCCGUCGCGAGCAUGGCCGCCUCGGAGCCAGAGCCAGAGCCGGAGCCAGAGACCGAACUGCUGGACCUGGCCCAGGAGUUCGACACUCAGGUUGUGCAGAAGUUGUACGAGAUGAUCGACUAUUGGACGAAGGCGAACCAGACGGACAAGGCGAUCGAGUACAUUGAGCAAUUCUGCCAGGAGCUUAACCGGACGAUCGACGUCGCGCUUGAGCUGAGGGUAGAGUACGACCAUGAGAUCCAGGUGUCCUUCGGGUUCCUGGACAGCCUGCGGUCCGCGCUCGCGGACCUGGAGGGCCUCAACGCCUCCGCCAUCGAGGCGAACCUGGUCCCACAGUGGGCGGACCAGUGGCAGGUGGAGUGCGAGAGAGUGAAUGCAUCUGCGAUCGCGGAUUUCAUCGAGCGCAUGCGCGACGACUGCCCGCUGUGCGUGCAGAUGUUGAACCUCACCUCCAUGGACAGCUUCUCGUACUGGGUCGCGAUGGCGCACGACUGGAUCGAGGGGGUGGACCUCUCUGCCCUCGAGGCGAACCUCACGCAGUGGCAGGUGCUCCUGCAGGGCGUCGACCCCGACGAGGUCUACAACGUGACUCUCAGCUUCUUGCAGGCCUUCCAGCUGGAGGAGGUCGAGGAGGGCAUCUCCGUUGCCGCGCAGUGCGCCGAGACGCUGUUUCAGGACCUGCGCGGCCGCGCAGAGCAGUGGCUCGAUGCCAACCUCAGCUGCGACCAGCCUCUGGAGCUCGACCUCGACUUCGACUGGAGCUGGGACAACCUGUCGUGGUGGGAGGGCUUCCAGCAGCUCGGUGGCCAGACCUUCAGGCGCCUCCAGCGCAGAGACGACGGCGACGAGGACGAUGUGGAGGGCAUGGACUGGCUGGUUCAGGGCCUCCUUGCCCAGCGGAAGUUGUUGGUGGCGCCGUACAAGGGAGACGCCAAGAAGCUCUUCGAGAACAUGAUCGCGGAGGUCGUUCUCAGCCUGACAGACUGGAGGCACCUGGACCUUGGCGAGCUCAAUCGGCUGAAGGACUGGGACGCGUUCGGGGAGGCCAUGGAGGGCUUCCUGGCCUGGGUGCGUGGAGGGGCUGCCAUGGCAGUCGAGUGGGCCCUACUCGAUGGGUUCAUGCUCACGUUCGACUCGGAGAGUGAGAUGCUGGACUGGGUAAAAGACCACCCGACCGAGGUGAUCGCUGGGCUGGUCUUCGACAGCGUGGAUGCCGACGGUAAUCUGGUCGGCAGCGGUGUCGACGUGAGGUACAAGGUCCGCAUGGACCAGAACAUCCUGCCGGCCACGACGAGGCUGAUAACGCGGGUGAGCGGUGCCAUGCUCGGACGGCUCUCCAGCGGCACCUCCACCUACGAGACGGUCUUCUUCGUGCACCUGCAGGAGGCCAUGGCGCGCGCCGCCUCCCGCCUCGAGGCGCAGCGCAGGGCCCCCGGCGGCGGCGGGGAGGCCCGCCGCGCCUCCGCUGCGGAGGGUCCGGGGGAGUGCGGGGUGGGCUGCAACGCCUUCGCCAACGACGCGACGGAGGCGAGCCGCUCCGUGUCCGUCAGCCUGCAGCACUUCCCGCAGCCCGGCUACGAGGAGGACAACUUCAUCUACAUCAUCCAGUACAUGCUGCCCUUCUUCAUGGUCAUCGGCUGGCUCUACGUGGUCUCGCUGCUGGUGAGCGGCAUCGUGUACGAGAAGCAGGAGCGCCUCCGCGAGGUGAUGCGCAUCCAGGGCCUGAGGACGUGGGUGUACUGGACCGGCUGGUGGGUAUCCGCGAUGACACAGAUGGCUUUGGUCUCUGCGGUCAUCAUGCUCAUGAUGAGUGGCGGCGGCGUCUUCAAGUACAGCGAUCCAUUUCUGAUAUUCGUGUUCUUCCUGGUGUACUCGGCGUCAACCAUCUCGCUCGCCAUGCUCAUCUCGGCAUGCUUCAAUCGAGCUAUGGUCGCCGCUGUCUGUGCGGGCGUGCUGUACUACACGUUGUAUAUACCCUACAGCCCCUACAACAGGUUCGAGCCGUUCAUGGGGACACCACAGAAGAUGGCGUACUGCCUCCUGAGCCCCACCGCUCUCGGCGUCGGCACGGGCAUCAUCGCCAAGUGGGAGCUGGACGAGAGCGGCCUCACGUGGGGGAACCUCUUCAAGCCCUACCCCAUCAGCAACCAGGGGACCUUGCCGCUCGGAGACUUCAGCAUGGGACACGUGCUCUUAAUGCUAAUCGUCGAUAUCGUCCUGUACCAGCUCCUCGGGUGGUACAUCGAGAAGGUCUUCCCGGGGGAGCUCGGCCUCCCACAGCCGUGGUACUUCCUCCUCAUGCCCUCCUACUGGAAGAGCAAGGUGCGCCAGCCGACGGGCGCGGCGGUGGCAGCGGGCCCGGUGGCCGAGCAGAAGGACAACAAGCAGCUCGUGUGCUGGGAGGCUGCCGCCGACGACCUCGUGCCCACCGCCCAGAUCCGAAACCUGGCCAAGACAUUCGCGGGAGUCUCCCGCUGCGGUGGGAUCAUCGGCAAGCUGUGCGGCGACGCUCCGCCCAAGCGGGCGCUCAAGGGCAUCAGCCUGGACCUUCACAAGGGCACCGUCCUGGGCCUUCUCGGGCACAACGGCGCCGGGAAGUCGACGACCAUGUCCAUCCUGACCGGCAUAUAUCCCCCCACCGAGGGCGACGUGUACGUGAACGGCCACUCAGUGAGCGCCGACUCCCAGAAGGUGCGCGAGCAGCUGGGCGUCUGCCUGCAGUCGAACGCCCUGUACAACGUCCUCACCUGCGAGGAACACCUGUCGCUCUUCUGCAGCCUGAAAGGCGUGCCCAGGAGCCGCGUGCAGGCCGACGUGACCUCGCUGCUCGAGAGCAUCGGGCUCACCGCCAAGAGGUCGGCGAUGUCCAAGGCCCUGAGCGGCGGCAUGAAGCGUCGCCUCUCGAUCGGCAUCGCGCUCUCGGGGGGCUCCUCGAUCGUGGCGCUGGACGAGCCGACGGCGGGUGUGGACGCGGGCUCCCGCCGCGACAUAUGGCACAUUCUUGCUGGCCAGAAGGCCUCUCGCGCCAUCCUGCUCUCGACCCACUUCAUGGACGAGGCGGACGUGCUUUCCGACCGCAUCGCCAUCAUCGCCGAGGGCGAGUUGGUGGCGAUCGGCAGCAGCAUGGCCCUGAAGCGCCACUUCGCCGACAGCUACUUGCUGACUGUUGUUGCGUCCGACAGCGCCGACCCCGCUCUGCUGCUGGCCGCGGUGCGGGAGUCCGUGCCGCAGGCCGAGGCGGCUGGCAGCCGCGGCCGCGAGCACAGCUUCGUGCUGCCCAACUCGGCGCGGCCGCUCUUCGCCACGCUCUUCGCCUCGCUGCAGGACGCGGACAGGCGCAAGCGGCUCGGGGUGGACACCUACGGCCUCAGCGCCGCGACCAUGGAGGAGGUCUUCCUCCAGGCCUCUUCCACGCGUGAGGAGGGCCUGCGCGGCCGUGUCCGCAACGCGGGCCAGGCGAUCGAGGCUCCGCCACAGAAGUCGCCCGCGGGCUCUGACAGCGGCUCCGACGCCGGGACGAAGACGCCCUCCAGCAGCAGCGGCAAGGGCGCUGGUAGCAGCGAGGACCAUGCCGAGUCUGGCAGCAACUCUGGGCAGUCCGGCGAUUCCCCUCAGUCGAAGUGCCGCAUGGCCUCAGUGGCCGACGGGAAGGAGGCCAGCCCCAGCAGCGUGCACGAGACGUUCCCGGGCGCCGGCGGGAAGGACCCGGUGUUCUCGCCGUCGUGCAUGGUGACCUCCCCGCCGCCCGAGCAGGCGCCGCAGCUCGGUGACGGGUCCGCCCAGCCGGCAAAGGUGCCAGCUGGCCUGGCGAAGCAGGCCGAGCAGGCGUCGUUCGAAACGGUCGGCGGCCCCGUCCUGUCGCAGCAGCAGUUCAGGGCCCGCCUGUGGAUGCGGCUCGUGAGCAUCAAGCGUGACCGGAAGGCGUGGGCCUCGCAGCUGGUGAUGCCCGCGUCCUUGAUCUUCGUUGCGAUGAUCGCGGCGACAGUCAUCUUGGCGUCGCAGGAGCAGCCGGCGCUGAAGCUGAGCACCGAGGUCUUCACCGAGGUCUCGUGGACGGGCAAGCACGACCUGCUCAUAUUCGACGAUCCGGCCGACGCGAACGGGCAGCAGAUGGCCCAGUUACUGGAGCAGUCCACAGCGGCCUCGGAGUCCGCUGUCAUGCUGGACACCCAGCGGUACCAGCAGGGCAUGGGGCAGUAUCUGAUGGAUCACGCGUACGACCUUACCACGAGCUUCGGCGCGGUGUCGGUGGACGACACCAGCGGCACGACGGGGGUCGCGAGCAGCGAGCUGAACCUUUGGUUCAAGAGCCAGCACGCGCAUGCUGUCCCCGCCCUCAUGAACCUCGCCAGCCAGGCCCGCUUCCGGAUGAUGGGCCAGGAGCAGGAGGUGUCGUCGCAGGUCUACAGCCACCCGCUGCCACAGUACUCCGUGGACCUCGAGGAAGAGCAGAACGGCGGCGGCCAGGCCAUGCUGACGCUGCUUGUCGCGCUGACUGUGAUCGUCGCCAUGGGUUUCAUUCCGGCGAGCUUCGUCGUGAAUUUGGUGCACGAGAGAAUCACCGAUUCGAAGCACCAGCAGCUGCUCGCAGGCCUGUCCCAGAAGAUGUACUGGAUGUCGCACUACGCGUCCGACAUGCUCAACUUCAUGAUACCGGUGGUCUUCUGCUGGCUGCAGUUCGUCUUCUUCCAGAUCGAAGCCUACAGCGGGGAAAACUCAUUCGCGGUGCUGAUGGUGCUGACCGCCUACGGCGUCUGCAUGUCGCCUUUCAUGUACUGCUGGGAGGGGUUAUUCCAGGUGCCCUCCAUGGCAUACGUCUCCAUGAUCUGCAUCAACAUUUUUCUCGGAACCACAACCACUCUCGCAACCUCCACGAUGGACAUCCUCGAGAACGAGUUGCCCGAGGUUAAGCCGUGGAAUGCUGCCUGCAAGCAGUUGUUCCCAGUUUUCGUCCCCUCCUACAAUCUCGGCCGUGGCCUCAUCGAGAUCGCCACGAACCAUUUCACCAAGAAGUUUGCCGCCGACUACGAGCUGUGCCAGCUGGACAGCCUGAGGUGCGGCAAGUCGCCCCUUGACUGGGACGUGGGAGGAGAGUACCUCUUCUGGCUGCUGAUCAUGGCGCCCGCGUGGUUCAUGCUGCGGCUGUUCCUGGAGUGGCGGGUGUUCCAAAGGCGGGGCCUCAAGUCCUCGCCCGCCCAGCGCGACGCCAGCGACGAGGCCGUGCAGGAGGAGGCCGCCCGCGUGGCGGAGGGCAGGAGCUCGCCGCACGCCGGCGGCAAGGACGCCCUGGUGAUCUGGAACCUGUCGAAGACCUUCCGGACCGGGCGCGGCUGCUGCCGGAAGGCCGCCGAGGUGCGGUCCGUCCGCGGCAUCAGCGUCGGCGUGGCGCCCGGCGAGUGCUUCGGGCUGCUGGGCGUGAACGGUGCGGGGAAGACGACCACGAUGAGGAUGAUCACCGGGGACACCGAGAUCGGGGGCGGCGACGUGACCCUGGGCGGCUGGAGCAUCAGGAACAGGCGCGACAAGGCCCGCAAGCAUCUCGGCUACUGCCCGCAGUUCGACGCCCUGCCCGACAAGCUGACCACGCGCCAGACGCUGGUCUUCUACGCCCUGCUCCGCGGCGUCGCCCCGAGCAAGGUGGGCCAGGUGGUCGACAGCAUGAUCGGCCGAAUGUGCCUGGAGGCCCACGAGCACCGCCUGACCCAGCACCUGAGCGGCGGCAACAAGCGGAAGCUCUCCACGGCUCUCGCCCUCAUCGGCGAGCCCGACGUGGUGCUCCUGGACGAGCCCUCCACGGGCAUCGACGUGGGCGCGCGCCGCUUCCUCUGGGACUUCCUGGGCGAGAUCCGCCAGCGCGGCCACGCCCUGGUGCUCACGAGCCACUCCAUGGACGAGUGCGAGGUCCUCUGCACCCGGCUCACGGUCAUGGUGCACGGAGAGUUCCGGUGCUUGGGCAGCCCGACGCAGCUCAAGGACAAGUACGGAGGCGGCUACACGCUCACGAUCAAGGCCGUGCCGAAGCAGCAGCACGAGCCGGAGGAUUCCAACAGCAUCGCCUCGCCGCAGGGCCUCCCUGUGGACGUCAUCCGGAACUUCAUCACGUCGGAGGUCCCCGAGGCGGUGCUGGCGGAGGAGAAUGUGGGCCUCUUCCGCUACCGCCUCGGGGGCGGCGAGCUGACCGGCCUGUCCCAGCGGGCCGUCUCGCUGUCGGACCUCUUCGCCAAGCUCGAGGGCGCCAUGCAGGACCCAGCCGCGCUCAAGGGCAUCAUCUCGGACUACACGAUCUCGCAGACCUCGCUCGAGGAGGUCUUCCUCCACUUCUCCAAGGAGGUCGAGCAAUCCGUGUUCGCCAAUGCUCUGGGCGACGAGGAGACGGCAUCGAAGACGUCAGCAAGUCGGGGGACACAGUCCGUGUGAGCAGUACGACCGUUGGCGCGUCAGACACCGUCGAGAGUUUUUCGGCAUGCUCCGUGCCAUGUCCGGCUGGACGCGCCCCAAGUCUGCAGCUUUUGCCACGCGGCUAGUGCUCCAUUCGUCCAGUGCAGCGCCAGUCAGCAUGCCCACUCCUAGCUGGUGGCCCGACCAGACGAGCCAGCCGCAGCAAGCCGGUUGGCCUCCGGGCGCGCCUGCGCGCUGGCCCGGAGGGCGGUUGCCGGGGGCGCCCCGCGGCAGUCAGCUUCGCUUGGCACGACAGUCGGAGGGCGGGAGUUCUCCGCGCCGCGCGCCGUGCUCGCCCUCCGGGGAGUCCCCCGAGGCCCGAGCAUGUCUUUUUCGCUGGCGUGUUUCCCGCCCAGGCGCGCGCUGUCGCGCGAUCGCGUGAUUGUACACAGACCCUCCCGCGACGCCUGCGGCGAGCCACCGCC